This is a messenger RNA of Microdochium trichocladiopsis, 2706 nucleotides long. RefSeq lists its product as uncharacterized. The record is from RefSeq and is a predicted model, not a curated record. NCBI's taxonomy places the organism in Eukaryota, Fungi, Ascomycota, Sordariomycetes, Xylariales, Microdochiaceae. Bases 1 to 2706 code for a protein of 901 amino acids. The transcript has a single exon.
AUGGCUAGUAGUAGUACGACGUCGCCGGAAGGCUGCCUGCAAAUCUGCCAGGCGCUUCUUGAACAGCAUUCUGGGAACCCAGAGACAUCCACGCUCAUCAAGAACGCUCUCUCUUGGCUCACGGUUACCAGGAGGCCGCUUCGACCCUCUGAGCUAUGGCUGGCCAUACACAUACCGCACUUGAUGGCCACCUCCGGCUCCGGCCCCAGCUUCGACGAGGUCCAGGUGGCAGUCACGAACCCUACCUGGUGCGACGAUGAUGCAGCCGCCGAGCAUCUCAACCAGCUCCUCGGCCGUGCAGUCAAGAUGGACGCCGGCGGCGGCGGCGGCCGUCGAGUCACCCUGGCGAGCCCGGAGCUCGGGGAAUGGCUGUACUCCGGAGCCGAGGAUGUCCCCGACUCCUUGGCCCUCCUGGCGGCCAAGAAGCAGGACGCGCACUCUCUCGUGGCGCAGAACUGUGUGGCGAUAUGCGCCGCCAGCACGGGGAGCCUGGGCAACACCCACGAGCCGUCGGCGUCGAGACUCGUGGGGUAUGCCUGGAAGUACUGGGCGUGGCACGCCAAGGAGUCUGGCUGGUGUUUCGAGCCCGGGCAUGCCAUGUCGGAGCUCGUGGACGGCAGUUUCCAGAGGAUAUUGACGGAUCUGCAACGGCCGCUUCUGGUGUUGGGGCAGAAGCUGACUGGCUCGCUGAAGGUGCCCAACAACAAUAACGACGACGACGACGACGACUACGAUGUCAUAUCGGCCGUGCUGAAGGUGAAGCGAGCGCAGGAGGCCCUGCAACGGAGCAUAGCGCUCUCCUCUGUCCUGGCCACUCUCCCGCGUGCCGUGCUGAGUGAACGUCUCCGGCUGGCGCACGUCAUCUACGAGAACAACGCGCACCCGGACAGAAGCGCGGCCCUCGCCGACAAGGGGUUCCCGGAGCUGGGCGCGCUGGCCGGAGCGGCGCCGCACCCGCGGUCCAAGGUCGAGCGGCUCGAGAUCGACGUGCUGCUGGUCGGCGGGAACAACGUCUUUGGCCCCUCGGAGAGGCAGCUCGUCAAUGGCCUCGCCGUGCUGGCGAGGGCCUUGAGGAAGCUGACCGCCAGUCUUGCGGACUUGAGUGUCCUGCUGGCAGAGGAACUCCCGUUGCGAGAGGGGAGUGGAGACCAGUCAGUGAUGGACAUGAUGUAUCAUGUGGGCAAUUAUGUGCAGGCGGUGGUGUACUAUCCGUUCCGGCACAUCUCGAUGUACUCCCCUGACGAGAAUCCGUUUGCAGUUCCGGAAACGACGGAUGAGUUCCACCAUGCUGCCAAGUUGGUGUUGGGGGCUGUCCGGCAGGAUGAUGGCGAGGAAGACUUGAGGACGUCGCGGGAGGGUGCAGGCCUAGCUGAUGCCAUGACUGCGUGGCACCUGGAAUCGCCUCAUCGGUGGUAUACUGCGAGAUUUCUGAAGCGAUGGGGUGUUCUGCGGGUCGGCGACAAGCUGGGCUAUCUCAACAACAGCCCGCCCCUCUCAGAGGCUCAGCUGCCGGGUUGCUCACCAGGGGAGAUCCAGAACAUUCCUGGGCUGGUGGCAGAAAUGGACUUCUGGCACAUACAAUUCCCUGGCUUGUUCAAGACUCUGUCCCAGCAGGUCUACCGGCCUGUUGCGAGACUUCUGGAAAGCUCAAACGUGGUCUCUUCGGUCGACGCCUGGUGCGGCCGCGUUCUCACAGGAAUCCCCUUCCCACCAUGGCUCGAGAUCAAGAAAGGCUUCCUCCGUCACGGCACCGGCCACCUGCUCCUCAUGCUCCUCCCCGCCGUCCUCCUCUACAGGCUCCGCUGCGCCCUCGUCCCUUGGUUUGGAAGCGUACUGGUCUACGACGCGCCCCUUGGCAACAUCCGCCUCGCGUUUACCGACCCGCUCGGGCUGAUCGCCAAACAUCUCGCCCCGAGCUGGCCGUAUAUCAUAUUCUCCUGGCUUACCAAGCUCGGCGGCGACGACUCGGCAUACGCCAUCCCGAUGUUCUUCACGACCUAUAGCCCCGAUGCUCCCGGCAGGAUCCCGAUGCCGACAGCGCAGCUGGUCUACGGCAAACCCCGAGCGUUGGCCGUCAUGGAGCUGAGCUACACGGUGCUCAAGACGAUGUAUCUGUGCUACGCGCUCGUCAUGCUCGAGUACAAGUUCACGCAGGCCACGGGAUUCGUGGCCGUGUUCGUGGCGUACCUGCGUGUCCUCGUUCUGCCUGGGUCAGGAUCACGGCCAGGGUCAGCGGACCGGGAGGGUGGAGGCAUCGCGGCGCUGGGGCUGCUGCUGCUCGAACACUGGGACAAAGUGCCCCUGCACUGGUGGCUGAUGCUGUCCAACGCACAGCACUACAUCGUGAGCUGGGUGGCGCAUUUCGUCGUCCCGCUCGUCCGGGGUGACAGGGAGCUGGUGAUCGUGACGAGCUGCCUUCUUCCCGUGGUCCUGGGCUGGGCCCUCUCGCCUGAGGAGACGCUACACUGGUUGAGGCAGGCCACUUGGGUUUUGCUGGGUGUAGCCCUGCUUUUCGGGGUGAUGGCUUGUCUGGUGAGAAUUGUCAUUGAUCCACUGGGUGUUGGCGAGAGCACUGCUGCUUUGAGGAGGACUAUGAUGGGUGCGAGGCGGAGACAGGCCGACCUUGGCGGGCAAGACGCGAGCGCUGUACAGGACGGCGGCUCGGUAGCGACGACUGCGAAGGACGCUGAUCUAGGACGCUUGUAA